Messenger RNA from Lotus japonicus, 561 nucleotides. RefSeq names its product 40S ribosomal protein S30. NCBI's taxonomy places the organism in Eukaryota, Viridiplantae, Streptophyta, Magnoliopsida, Fabales, Fabaceae. Gene Ontology annotation, molecular function: structural constituent of ribosome. The record is from RefSeq and is a predicted model, not a curated record. Gene Ontology annotation, biological process: translation. Gene Ontology annotation, cellular component: ribosome; cytosolic small ribosomal subunit. The coding region runs from base 155 to 343 and encodes 62 amino acids. The transcript has 3 exons.
AACUCUAAAACCCUAACUCUAAUCGUAGCAAUACUCAUAGAUCAUCUCACCCUACUCGCUGUUACUUGUAAUCUGCUUCUGUUUGCACCUGCAGCCGCAGCGAGGAGGAGAGCGACCCAAUCUUCACCAGAGAAAUUCAUCUUCACACUCAGCCAUGGGAAAGGUUCACGGAUCACUUGCUCGUGCCGGAAAAGUGAGGGGACAAACCCCCAAAGUUGCCAAGCAGGAUAAGAAGAAGAAGCCCCGUGGCCGUGCCCACAAGCGCAUGCAGUACAACCGCCGAUUCGUCACCGCCGUGGUUGGAUUCGGCAAGAAGAGGGGACCCAACUCAUCUGAGAAGUGAGCCUGAACCUUGUUAUUCUUUAGCUAGACAACAAUCAUGUGACUAAUCUUUUUUGUUCUGUUUCGUUUUUUUUCCGAGUUAAGGGUUUGAUUAUGUACUCUGAAUGGUGUUUUUGUUAGUUGGAUAUCAAGCUAUACGUUUUGAAUACAGUUGUAAUUUGCUUGCUUAGAUUGUUGCUUGGAUUCUUUGAUGAAAUGAUUAAGAUAGCUUUGCCCUUA